Molecule: messenger RNA, 2519 nt
Organism: Osmerus eperlanus (European smelt)
Lineage: Eukaryota; Metazoa; Chordata; Actinopteri; Osmeriformes; Osmeridae
Gene: chrna5
Product: cholinergic receptor, nicotinic, alpha 5
Exons: 8
Coding region: 331-1752 (473 amino acids)
Biological process (GO): signal transduction; response to nicotine; regulation of membrane potential
Cellular component (GO): synapse; postsynaptic membrane; plasma membrane
Molecular function (GO): acetylcholine-gated monoatomic cation-selective channel activity; acetylcholine receptor activity
Source: RefSeq, a predicted model, not a curated record
GGAGGAGGAGAGUGUGUGCUGCCUGCCGCUCAUUUAGAGCAGGGAAUCAAGCAGCGUCUGUCUGGCUGAGGUAGGCGAGCGGACCUGCGUGGAAUGGAGGAAUACCGCUGUCUGCCUGCCUGAGAAUACAGACUUUAUCCACAUGCUCUAGACAGGUUAGAUUCAAUACUGUUGCUCACAAAAAGGAAAGACAAAGAACAGGGCUGUGUUCAGCAUGUUUACAUUUGGAUUUUGUUUGUGCGUUCUCAGUAAGGCUGGAGCUCUGUGAUGGUUCUGUCUGCCUGAGGGUGUGCCCCAUGGCUGUGUGGAUCGGGUGCCAGCUCUGAUACCAUGCAGAGGGCAGGGGAGGCUGCCACCACGCUCACUCUCUUGCUGUGCUGUUCCCACCUCUGCCACACACUGGGAAUCCCAAAGUUGUCUUCUUAUGCCAAGACUGAAGACAAGUUGUUCAAGCACCUCUUCAGAAACUAUCAGAAAUGGGUGAGACCAGUGGAAUACCUCAAUGGAACGGUGCGGGUCAAAUUUGGACUAGCAAUCUCCCAGCUAGUAGAUGUGGAUGAAAAGAACCAGCUGAUGACAACCAAUGUGUGGAUGAAACAGGAGUGGGUGGACAUGAAGCUACGCUGGAAGCCUGAAGACUACAUGGGCAUCACAAGCAUCCGAGUUCCCUCCAACUCUAUCUGGAUCCCUGACAUUGUACUCUAUGACAAUGCAGAUGGUCGUUUUGAAGGCACUGUUACCAAGGCUGUGGUCAGAUAUGAUGGAACCAUUGUAUGGACACCACCGGCCAAUUACAAGUCAGCCUGUACCAUAGACGUCACCUUUUUCCCCUUUGACCUCCAGAACUGCUCCAUGAAGUUUGGCUCUUGGACCUACGAUGGCUCUCAGGUGGACAUCCUCCUGGAGGACUUCCAUGUGGACAAGCGGGACUACUUUGACAAUGGCGAAUGGGAGAUUGUGAAAGCCACCGGCAGUCGUAGUUUUAGGACAGACGACAGCUGCUCCUACCCUUUCAUCACGUACUCCUUCAUCAUCCGCAGAAUGCCACUCUUCUACACCCUCUUCCUCAUUAUCCCCUGCAUUGGCCUGUCCUUCCUCACCAUCCUGGUCUUCUACCUACCCUCCAACGGCGGGGAGAAGAUCUCCCUCUGCACCUCUGUGCUGGUCUCCCUCACUGUUUUCCUGCUGGUCAUCGAAGAGAUCAUCCCCUCCUCCUCGAAGGUGAUUCCCCUCAUCGGAGAGUACCUGGUCUUCACCAUGAUCUUCGUCACCCUCUCCAUUGUCAUCACCGUCUUCGCCAUCAACAUCCACCACCGCUCCCCCUCCACCCACCACGGCAUGGCGCCCUGGGUGCGUCGCAUUUUUCUGCAUCGGCUGCCCAAGCUGCUAUGCAUGCGUAGCCACGUGGACCGCUAUGCCUGCCCUGGGGCUGCUAGAGGGGGACUGAUAGGAGGAAGAGUGGUAGGGGUCGGGGUGAUGGACACCAACCUAGACAACAACCAUCCACUGACCUCGAGGAAUAACCUGCAGGCAGCGCUGGACUCUAUUCGUUAUAUCACCAUGCAUGUGGUCAAGGAGAACCAGGUCAGAGAGGUGGUACAGGACUGGAAGUUUGUGGCACAAGUUCUCGACAGGGUGUUCCUGUGGACCUUUCUGCUGGUGUCAGUCCUUGGCUCGGCUCUGCUUUUCAUCCCGGUCAUCUACAAGUGGGCCAGUAUCAUUGUCCCCGACCACACUGGAGGAAAUAGCUAAGGUCUCACAUAAACCAACAUAUUUGAGCAAACUGCACUAUGGUUCUACUCAGAAUGCUGAUAUGAAGGUGAAACCUCACUUUAUAAUUUUUCAUUGAAUUUCACUGAACUGGAGUUUAGGAGAGCCGCAUUCAUGAUUCCUAAUGGAUGUAUAUAGAAACAAAAAUGAUGCCGUGUAUAAUUGUAUGAGCAUUAACAAUUUUGUACUACUUUUACCUUGUUUUAAUUUUUUUUAUUCUCCAAUAGGCUACUGUACUGUCUACGUCAAUCCUAAUUACAGUGAGGUGUCAGAUUUGAAGAAUAGUAAGUGUAUAUGUAAUAUACUCUCUUGUGAUCAGUUAACCUCCUAUGACUCAUGUCUCAGUCAGUUAGCAGUAACUAAUGCUUUUCAUUCUGUUCAUUGUUCAUUUCAAAGUUACUCAUUCUGGUGGGAAGCAAGACUUAAAUUGGGCCAAAGAUACAAAGUGCCAUUCUUACAAUGUCAAUCCUAUACACAACCAGCUUUGUUGGCUCAUAAUAUAGUCUCAUAUAAUUAAUUACAUUUUCAGCUCUGAAAAUUCUGAUAUCUGAGGUUUGGUUGGUGUAAUACAGAUAUGUUGAUAGACAUAAACAAAAUAUGUGCUAUACUGUAUGUUAUGUACUGUGCUUGCAGUUUCUACAGCCAUGGCCAAUGUAGAUGUGUAGGAUGCAGGUACGCUAUGUAUGAAUGAAAGUAAUAUGAUGAUUUUUCUUGUCUAUUUUGAAUUUCAUGAUAAAUUGUAGGAACAA